Molecule: messenger RNA, 2800 nt
Organism: Truncatella angustata
Lineage: Eukaryota; Fungi; Ascomycota; Sordariomycetes; Amphisphaeriales; Sporocadaceae
Product: DNA ligase I
Exons: 2
Coding region: 80-2800 (906 amino acids)
Biological process (GO): mitochondrial DNA repair; double-strand break repair via alternative nonhomologous end joining; DNA biosynthetic process
Cellular component (GO): DNA ligase III-XRCC1 complex
Molecular function (GO): DNA ligase (ATP) activity; DNA binding; ATP binding
Source: RefSeq, a predicted model, not a curated record
GUCAACUUAACCAGUGGCCAAACCAUCCCCCACUAUUUUCAAGCGAGCGCCACUAAGAAGCACUGACCCUUGAAUCAGGAUGCCUUCGCAUUCGCUGACAUCAUGCAAAGAGAAGCGGAAGCUGAACAAGGACGCCAAACAAGCUUCACUGCCUUCCAGAGGACUUGAGUACUUCUUCACAAAACAAAAGCAGAAUGGGAAUGAUGCGACUGCUUCAAAGACGGAGGCUAGCACGGUGGACGCUGGGCAAGAUCAUCAGAUGACGGAUGAGGAAUUUGCCAGGAAACUACAGGAUGAAUGGAACCAAGAAGCUACAACAGCGGAAGAGAAAAGAACAUCACCGCAUCAUGCACUGGUGCAAAAUAACGGGGCCCAGGAGAAUUAUGACGAGCCUAAAGUAACCACAGAUGCCGUGACGAAGCAAUCAAGGUCGUCGCCCAUACCAGUGCCACUUCCAGCACCACUUCCUGCAACGACAGACGCAAAAGGCAAGGGCAAGGGCACAUUGUCAUUACAAUCCGCGGCGGCAUCCGUUGACAGGGUUUCGGAGACGAUACCCUUUGAUCAGAGCCCUUUAACCUUCGAUCCUAGCGAGUACGUGCCGCAACUUCAGGCGCAUUGGGCAAGCGAGGACGGCAAUGCCUCUUACGCGCUCCUGACGCGGUGCUUCAUAUUAAUCAAUAGCACAAGCAGCCGCAUCAAGAUCGUGGACACGCUGGUCAACUGCCUGAGGAUGAUAAUCGAAGCUGAUCCUGAAAGUCUCCUUCCAGCGGUGUGGCUGGCCACCAAUUCCAUCUCGCCGCCGUACGUCUCGCUCGAACUGGGGCUAGGGGGCUCGGCGAUCUCCAAGGCGCUGAAGCAGGUCUGUGGGUUAGAUAGCCGCUCGAUGAAAUCGUUGUUUGACAAAUAUGGCGAUGCCGGAGAUGUCGCAUUUGAGGCGAAGAAGAAGCAGAGCUUCACUCUGCGGAAACCGAAGCCUCUGACCAUCAAAGGCGUAUACCAGGCGCUGGUGAAGAUUGCGAACAGUCAGGGCCAGGGCAGUGCGGAAACCAAGCAGCGACUCGUGGAUCGGUUGUUGCAGGAUGCGCGGGGUGGCGAGGAGAGCAGGUUUGUGGUGCGGACAUUGUGCCAGCACCUGAGGAUAGGGGCGGUCAAGACGACGAUGCUGAUUGCGCUGUCAAGGGCUUUCCUUUUGUCGCGGCCAAGUGGCGCGGAUUUCCCGCUCCGGUCUACGAAGGAGCUGGCAGCGCUCAAGAAAGAAGAGCUCGCAGAGGUCUGGAGCAAAGCCGCCGAGAUUGUGAAAGCCUGUUUCGCAAGACGACCCAACUAUGAUGACCUGAUCCCGGUUAUGCUCGAAAUUGGCGUCUGCGAGGAAAUGCUGAUAAGGUGCGGACUAACACUGCAUAUCCCUCUCAGACCAAUGUUGGGUAGUAUUACCAGGGAUCUCUCAGAGAUGCUCACGAAGCUCCAGGGUCGAGACUUUGCUUGUGAGUUCAAGUACGAUGGCCAACGAGCACAGGUGCAUUGCGACGAGGCGGGCAAGGUAUCUAUAUUUUCGCGGCACCUAGAAGUCAUGACAGACAAAUACCCAGACUUAGUGGAUCUUGUGCCGAAGAUCCGCAGCGAAGGCGUCAGCAGUUUCAUCAUGGAAGGCGAAGUAGUAGCCGUGGACCGGCAAACCGGAGACCUGAAGAACUUCCAGACUCUAACCAACCGAGCGCGAAAAGAUGUGGCCAUCGGAAGCAUCACUGUCGACGUGUGUCUGUUCGCGUUCGACCUGAUGUACCUGAACGGGCAACCGUUGCUCAACAGGUCGUUUCGUGAGCGCCGGGAUAUGCUCAAGUCCCUGUUCACAGAAAUCCCGCACCACUUCACCUGGGUCAAGUGUCUAGAUGCCACGUCACAGGACUCGGAAGCGGUUCUCGACUUCUUCAAGCAGGCAACGGAUACCAAGUGCGAGGGGAUCAUGGUCAAGAUCCUGGAUAACCUCCUGGACCUACCUGCCCCGGAGAUAGACCCGCCCCCGGACAUGCCCAAGAGCGAGCCCUCGACCCCGUCGAAAUCCAAGACCCGGUCCAAGUCGGCGGGCAAUACGACGACGGAAAAGAAGACGCGCCGCAAGCCCCUACUCGCCACCUACGAGCCGGACAAGCGGCUCGACUCCUGGCUCAAGGUCAAGAAGGACUACUCGUCAUCCUUUGACACCAUAGACCUUGUCCCCGUCGCGGCAUGGCACGGACAAGGCCGCAAGGCCAAGUGGUGGUCGCCCAUCCUGCUCGCGUGUCGCAACGAGGAGACGGGCCAAUUGGAAGCUGUCUGUAAGUGCAUGAGCGGGUUUACCGACGCGUUCUACAAAGCGAACCGGGCGAAAUACAACGAUGGAUCCGGCGAGGGAAAUGGCGAGGCAGACGACGGCCAAGAGGAGGAGGGGGACGGGGAAGAUGCGCUGGAUGACGGGGAUGCUGAAGACGCGGAGCGGAAGCACAGGAAUAUCCGCAGGACGAAACCGAGUUUCGUCGAAUACAGCGGACAUCCGGAUGUUUGGUUCGAGCCUCAGGAGGUCUGGGAGAUGGCGUUUGCCGACAUCACACUCUCGCCUACCUACACGGCGGCCAUCGGAUUGGUCAACCAGGACAGAGGCUUGAGUCUCCGGUUCCCGCGUUUUCUGAAGAAGCGGGAAGACAAAAGCAUUGAGGAGGCUAGCACGAACGAAUUUCUUGCCGGGCUGUUCCGGAAGCAGGAGGCAAAAGCGCCGGCACCGCCUUUGAAAGAGGAGGGCGACGAAGACGAAGAAGUGUAG